AUGAAGUUGAUGUUCCCUGGCCUACCCAAUAGGCUCGAGUACAUUGCAGAGUUUUGUCUGGCUUCGCUGGUCUAUCAUUCCUCUUUCCUGAAGGCUACGCUUUCUCCACAGCACCAUUUAUUUGAGACGCCGCUUUUCCAAGACGAAGAACUGCUAUUAAAUCUCACAACCAGAAUUAGAACGGGUGAUGGUUGCGCUGCGGCGCGUAUACGACCGACUGGGGUUCCACCUCACGUGGCUAUACUCUGUGAAAUGAAGGGUCUAAAGGACGGUUUGCUGGAAUCGGUGUCAAAAAUUGAAGCUACCCGGCUUGAUACUGUUCAAGAUAUUAUAUCCGAGCUCGAGAAGCGAGCUAUAGGUGCUGGAACGGUUACUUACGACGGCAACGAGGGUCAGCUUUGCCACUACUGGAGUGGAAAAUUUCGGCGUGUACCCGCAGAUUUUACCAUCCCUGAUUGCUCCGUACGUCACGUGUGGGUGCUGUGGAUGUGUGGUAACAAGAAGAUGCAGAAGCGUUUUAGCCAGCUUCGGUUUGUGAUGCUCAAGAUUGAGAAAGAUGCAACAUCUAAAGAGCUCAGCGUCGCUCUGAGCUGGGCGACAGUAGGAAAACUGUUGAGGAAGAAAGCAAAAACAACAAGUAGUUAG
This is a messenger RNA of Phytophthora infestans T30-4, 645 nucleotides long. RefSeq lists its product as uncharacterized. The coding region runs from base 1 to 645 and encodes 214 amino acids. The record is from RefSeq and is a predicted model, not a curated record. The transcript is spliced from 5 exons. Lineage: Eukaryota; Oomycota; Peronosporomycetes; Peronosporales; Peronosporaceae.